Vigna unguiculata (cowpea) is the source of this 2188-nucleotide messenger RNA. Its product is annotated as alpha-dioxygenase PIOX-like. NCBI's taxonomy places the organism in Eukaryota, Viridiplantae, Streptophyta, Magnoliopsida, Fabales, Fabaceae. The record is from RefSeq and is a predicted model, not a curated record. Gene Ontology annotation, molecular function: oxidoreductase activity, acting on single donors with incorporation of molecular oxygen, incorporation of two atoms of oxygen; peroxidase activity; heme binding. Gene Ontology annotation, biological process: response to oxidative stress.
CUGAGUUCAGCCUCAGCCACGAUGCAUAAUUGAAAGUAAAACUUUAAGAGCCUAUAAAUACAAAUGCAACCUUAGAAAACUAUACACAUUCAUUAAUUAUAUCUUCUGGCAAACAUGUGGUCUGUGAUAACGGGUCCCAUCAGAAACAUUUUCUCAAAUGUUCUUUACAAGUUCAUCUACAAAGACUUCCAUGAAGCAGUGGCCAAAAUGGCCAUGAUAGAUGCUUUUCUCUUCAUUAUUGUUCAUUCCAUUGACAAGCUGGGGAUAUGGCCUCGUCUACCUGUUUUGUUAGGGCUAUUGUAUCUGGCUAUUAGACGUCACCUUCACCAAGAGUACAACCUCUUUAACGUUGGAACAACACCAACGGUGGUUAGGUUCAAUGAAGUUGCUGGCAGCCAAGGCACUUUCUUUGGCAGAAAUAUGCUCCCUGUUGAUCAGAAGAAAAAGCUAUUGAAGCCUGAUCCAACGGUGGUAGCCACAAAACUACUAGCCAGGAGGAAAUACAAGGACACAGGGAAGCAAUUCAAUGUGAUUGCAGCUUCUUGGAUUCAGUUUAUGAUUCACGAUUGGAUCGAUCAUCUUGAGGAUACCAAACAGAUUGAACUCACUGCACCAAAAGAAGUUUCAAGCCAAUGCCCUCUAAAAUCUUUCAAAUUCUUCAAGACUAAGGAAAUUCCUACUGUUCCCACUGGAUUCUAUGAGAUCAAAUCCGGAUCAUUAAACAUUCGAACACCUUGGUGGGAUGCAAGUGUUGUGUAUGGAAGCAAUGGAGAAGUUUUACAGAAAGUGAGGACUUUCAAAGAUGGAAAGGUAAAGAUAUCAAAGGAUGGAAACCUUGUGCAUAACGAAAAUGGAACAGCAGUUGCAGGUGACGUCCGCAACAGUUGGGCUGGUGUUUCAACUCUGCAGUCCCUUUUCAUUCAAGAACACAAUGCAGUUUGUGAUUCUCUCAAGAAAUAUUACCCUGAUCUGAAUGAUGAAGAACUUUAUCGCCAUGCAAGAUUGGUGACUUCAGCUGUGAUCGCAAAGAUUCACACCAUUGAUUGGACUGUGGAGCUUCUUAAAACCGAUACUCUACUCGCAGGGAUGCGUAUCAAUUGGUAUGGGUUGUUGGGGAAGAAGUUUAAGGAUACAUUUGGACAUGUUGGUGGGUCCAUCCUGGGAGGUUUUGUUGGUAUGAAGAAGCCAGAAAAUCAUGGUGUCAAAUACUCUUUGACAGAAGAAUUUGUGAGUGUCUAUAGAAUGCACUCACUCCUGCCUGAUAACCUGCAACUGAGAGACAUAUCUGCAACUCCAGGGCCAAACAAAUCUCCACCAGUAAUCAAAGAAAUCCCUAUGAAAAACUUGAUUGGACUACCAGGAGAGAAGACAUUAUCAGAAAUAGGAGUUGCAAUACAGCUUGUGUCAAUGGGUCACCAAGCUUGUGGGGCAUUAGAGCUUUGGAAUUAUCCAGAAUGGCUUAGAGAUCUUGUACCACAGAACGUGGAUGGUACAGAAAGGUCUGAACUUGUGGACCUAGCUGCUCUUGAAAUUUACAGGGAUAGAGAAAGGAAUGUGCCUAGAUACAACCAGUUUAGGAGGGCAUUACUAUUGAUACCUAUCACAAAGUGGGAAGAUCUAACUGAUGACAAGGAAGCAAUUGAAGUAUUGGAAGAGGUAUAUGGAGAUGAUGUUGAAGAACUUGAUCUACUUGUAGGUCUCAUGGCAGAGAAGAAAAUAAAGGGUUUUGCAAUCAGUGAGACAGCUUUUGUAAUAUUCCUCCUUAUGGCAAGCAGGAGGCUAGAAGCUGAUAGGUUCUUCACAAGCAACUAUAAUGAAGAAACAUACACUAAAAAGGGACUUGAAUGGGUGAACACAACUGAGAGUUUGAAAGAUGUGAUUGAUCGUCACUAUCCUGAAAUGACACACAAAUGGCUGAACUCUUCUAGUGCUUUCUCCGUUUGGGAUUCACUCCCAAACUCACCCAAUCAUGUUCCUCUUUACCUUCGUGUUCCUCAUUGAUGCAAUUUCGAUAUUUAUGUGUUCUAUUUAGAUCUAUCUUUUGUUAAGUUCGAAUUAAUAUGUGUGUAUCUUGUCUGGCACUUAUUUCGACCUAUGUGUAUUCAGUCUUAGUUCAAUGUAUUUGAGUUUAUGUGUGUACGCGUAGUUGUGUCAUUGUAAAGUAUGUUUAUUUAUUUCUUUUUUUAAA